Soboliphyme baturini is the source of this 314-nucleotide messenger RNA. NCBI's taxonomy places the organism in Eukaryota, Metazoa, Nematoda, Enoplea, Dioctophymatida, Soboliphymatidae. The record is from the annotation of a GenBank genome assembly.
AUGGUGCACCAAAGCGAAGACAUCAACGGGCAGUUGAGCACCGAAGAAAGCCACAUUGGUGACGGAGAUGGUGGGGCGUCGUUUGAUCCUCAACUGUACGUGCUCGGCGAAAGAGCGAUGCGCAGGUUGCGUAUGGCUAAUGUGCUCAUUAGUGGCUUGGGCGGACUUGGAGUAGAGGUUGCCAAAAACCUGAUUCUUGGUGGCAUCCGUCACGUAACUGUACAGGAUACAAAAGACACGACAUGGUUUGAUCUAUCGUCACAGGUAGUUUUCAUCGCUAUGGCCAAUACUAAUUCUGUUAUUCUGAGAUGAAU